GCCCCAGUGUAGUCAAGAAAACACGAGCAAGAGGCAGAGAAACGAGAGGAGAGAGAGGACCAGCAAGGUCCAGUGUCCUUUUUUUUGUUUUUUUUUGUUGUUUUUAUUUUGUUUUUCUUUUUGUAUAAUAGUAACAAAAUCUCGAGUGUAAAGAAAAGUGCAGUGUACAUAAAUUAUUGCAUUAUUAUAUGGGUUGCACCCUGUGUACGGAUUGCUGCGGGGACGAGCCGGAGCCAGAGGUGCUCAGAGGGACACAGAACAGGGAGAGGACACACAACAGGAUCAACAUGAGACUCACCAAGGCAGGGAAGGGCGAGCCCCAUGAGUUUAAGGAAAAAACAUUCAAGAAGAAGCGCCAGUGUGGGGUGUGCAAGCAAAACAUAGAAAGUCUGGGAUCGUUCUGCCGAGUCUGCAAGACAGCCACUCACAAGAAAUGUGAAAGUAAAGCCAGCACACCCUGUGUCCCGGCCCCAUCCUCUGAUUUGCAGCGGAGAGGAACGACCUCCUCUCGACACAUUCAGCAUCUGGGCUCAACCAAAUCUCUGACCUACACCAAACCGAGAAGUACUUUACCCAGGAGUCUAAGUGUGGAUCGGGUGAUGGACAGGGUGAUGGAGCGCCACUACGACUUCGACCUCACCUACAUCACUGAGCGUAUCAUAUCUGUCUUCUUUCCCCCUCUGCUGGAUGAGCAGCGUUAUCGCCUCAAUCUCAAAGAGGUGGCAGCUAUGCUCAAGUCCAAACACCAGGACAAGUUUUUGUUACUAAAUCUGUCUGAGAAAAGGCAUGACAUCAGACGACUUAACCCCAAGGUCCAUGAUUUCGGCUGGCCAGAUCUACAUGCACCCCCACUAGACAAAAUCUGUUCCAUGUGCAAAGCCAUGGAGACAUGGCUGAACUCUGACCCCCAGCAUGUGGUGGUCCUGCAUUGCAAGGGGAAUAAGGGAAAGACCGGAGUCAUCAUCGCGGCAUACAUGCAUUACAGCAAGAUCUCAGCAGGGGCAGAUCAGGCUCUCAGCACACUGGCUAUGAGGAAAUUUUGUGAGGACAAAGUGUCAUCUUCUCUCCAGCCUUCACAGAACAGGUAUAUAUAUUAUUUUGGAGGCCUUUUGUCAGGGGCCAUAAAGAUGAACAGCAGUCCUCUUUUCCUCCACCAGGUCCUUAUUCCAACCAUCCCCAAGUUUCAUGCUGAUGGAGGGUACUUGCCUUUUAUGAAGAUCUAUCAGUCCAUGCAGCUGGUCUACACUUCAGGCAUAUAUGAUUUGCAGGGUUCAGCAGGCAGAAAGCUGUGCGUGACCAUCGAGCCUGCUCUGUUGCUGAAAGGAGACAUUAUGGUCAAGUGCUAUCAUAGACGACUUCAGGCCACUGAGAGGGACACAGUGUUCCGACUCCAGUUUCACACCUGCACCAUCCAUGGAUCACAGCUCUGGUUUGGGAAAGGAGAACUUGAUGAAGCUUGCUCAGAUGACCGGUUUCCCCCUGAUGCCACUGUGGAGUUUGUCUUUUCUUCUGGACCAGAGAAAAUUAAAGGGCGGGAAUACCAGCGGAAUGACCCAGCAGUCACAGUUGACUAUAAUACAGCUGAUCAAGUGGUACGCUGGGAUUCUUACGACAAUUUGAAUCAGAGACACGAGGACAGUCAAGAUGAUAUUGCACACACUCGAGGGCCUCUGGAUGGCAGUCUGUACGCUCAAGUGAAGAAGCGCCGUGCUGCUUGUGCUUCCUCUUUCUUAUCUGCCAAUGGUAGUCCAGGACAAAUCUCUGAUGAGAGACAAGGUCAUCUCCUGUCACUCAGCACAGAUUCCGGGCAUUCAUCAGCUCCACCUGAACGCCUUGAAGAUUCACCCAGGAGGCCACCACCUACUCAGCAGGAACGAGAGGAAUUGGAGCGGCUUCUUGGGGGGAUUGAGGGAGAGAGGACUAGCAGGGAUCGUGAACGGGAGACAGCCAUUCUGGAUGAUGGAGACUCACUCCCACCAGAAAAUACUGCGCCGCUGCGGUUAGCUCGAUCGUGUUCCUGCCGCAUGGGCUACAGAUCACAGCGUUGCUCUGAACUCCAUCACAUGCCCAAUGGGUACUGCUUGGACCACUCAGCUCCCAGCAACAACCACACAGGAGUCUCUUCAUCAAACAUGCUAGGUCUGUGCCAACACCACAGUGGUCACACGCACCAGUCACUCCCACCUCCAGACCUGCUGUGGGACCGACAGCAAGGCUCUCCGCACUACCUGCAUGGUCCUUCUAGGCAUGUUUGCCCUUAUCCAUCCCAGGAACUCUGCCCUCACCCUCAUACACUGUCCCCUAGUGGACGACUGCUGUGCAGGUCAGAUGAAUUCCUCACAUACCCACAGCCACAACACAACCAUCCACACCACCCGAAAGCACCUGGACCCUACCAUGAUGUGAUGCUUGUAGACAGCCUCCUACCACCCCCUAGCUGCCCAUGCCGGGAUUGCUGCUUGAGACGAGAGGACUUUCACACUUUACGGCUUGACAGAGGUGAAGGAUUGCACUGGGAAAGGGAAGAGCUCCCUCGAGACAGCGGCUUAAGGCGAAGCAGAGGAUCUGAGGUUCCAAGACGAUCGGAACUGCACUGGGAGCAAGAGGCAGGGUUAAGACAGGGUCGUGAGGUCUCAUUGCAUUGGGACAGGGACAGAGAGGCAGAACUACAAUGGGAGAGAGAACGAGAAGCUGAGUACUGGCACAGAAGAACUGCCUUGUCACCAUAUGGUCCCCCAGGUCAUGAUCCUGCUUUCACGUUUGACCCACUGCCCCAGGGUCACCCAGCAUUUCCCGAACCCUCAAGAUCACACAGUCAUGCCCACCUGGAUAUAAAGUACAGCAGUGGCUCCAGCAGCUACCAGACAUCUCACCAGAUGUGCCCCUGCUCACCCUACCAGCCUUCGCCUUCUGAGAGCCGUGGCUAUGCUUCAGGUUACCAGUCAGACUCCACUUCUCCACUGCCUCACAGCUACUCCUCUUGCUACAGCCAUACAGACCCCCACCAUCAGCACUACACAACCAACACACACUCAGAUGGUUCCGGAGUUCCAGGUGAGAAUGUAGGUUGGCGGGACCAUAUUACCCAUGGUUCCAUGAGACGGCUACAUCGUGAAGCACAUGGACCAUGCUCCACCCCAUCUGAUAUGUCUGGACCACCCACUCCAGUCCAUACCAGCAGCCCACUGAUUACACAAGACAGUCUGACUGUACAGGAUCAGGAGGCCCGGUCAUCAGAGAUGAGCACAGUCAGCACCUCACACCAGGAGAGAACAAACCCAUGUGUCCAGCAAAAUCUGUCAAACUCUGGGCCAGAGCCUCGUCAAGUUGGAAGUCCAUCCACAGAACCGCCUAAGUCAUGUACAUCCAUCCCAGAGAAACACUGCAUCCUUCCUCAUCAGCUUACUACACAUUCUUCUUUUUCUCCUCAGCAGAACUCUACACAUUCCCUGUCUUCUUCUCAGCAGCUUUCCCUACAUUCCUCAUCUUCUCAGCAGCUGUCACCACAUUCCUCUUCUCCUCAGCAGCUCUCCCCACAUUCCUACUCUCCUCAGCAGCUCUCCCCACAUUCCUACUCACCUCAGCAGCUCUCUCCACAAUCUUCCUCUCCUCCACAUCAGAACUCUACACACUGCUCCCCUCCUAAUCAAAACUCUGCACGUUGCCCACUUCCUCAACAGAACUCCACACACUGCCUCCCACUUCAGCAGAAUGGUACACACUGCCCACUUCCUCAACAGAGCUCCACACACCACCCAUCUCCUCAGCAGAACUCCACACACUGUCCACCUCCUCAGCAGAACUCCACACACUGCCCACCUCCUCAACAGAACACCACACACUGCCCACCUCCUCAACAGAACACCACACACUGCCCACCUCCUCAACAGAACUCUGCACAAUGCCCAGCUCCUCAACAGAGCUCAGCACACCACUCACCUAAUCAACAGAACUGUGCACACUGCCCAACUCCUCAACAAAACUCUGCACACUGCCCAACUCCCCAACAGAGCUCCACACACCACCCACCUCCUCAGCAGAACUCUGCACACUGCCCAGCUCCUCAGCAGAACUCUGCACACUGCCCACCUCCUCAGCAGAACUCUGCACACUGCCCACCUCCUCAGCAAAACUCUGCACACUGCCCACCGCCUCAGCAAAACUCUGCACAUUGCCCACCGCCUCAGCAGAAUUCCACACAUUGCUCACCUUCUCAGCAGAAUUCCACACAUUGCUCUCCUUCUCAACAGAGCACCACACACUGCUCUCCUUCUCAGCAGAACUCAACACAUUCUGCCCCUGUAAUAUCCACAGCCAACACUAACCAACAAGCCCCAGUGCCAUCUACCCAUUCUGCCCCUGCAUCUCCCACUAAAGUAAACCAACAACAGAGCACCAGCCAGCCAAUCAAGGAAGCCAGUCUGCCCCUCUCACCUUCUCAACCAAUCCAAAAUGAGGCAGUCCUACCCACUGAUUCUCCUCAUUCUUUGCAGCAGAUUGAUCAAAUUCAAAUAUCAGAGUCUGUUUCUGCCCAGCCUCACAGCAAUGGAAUGCCAUCAAUUUCUGAUUCCGAGACUCCCAAUGUAUCUCCUUCUUCCCCUGUUUUACCUCAACCACCAGUGGGCAGUCUGAAUGGCUCUUCCUCCCCUGAACCCCCUGUGCCAGGCUUCGCCACUCUGGGUAGGAAGCUGAUGUUGGACACAGGAUCAACCCCAUCUGGAGAUCCAGAUACUAGUUGCAGUGCCUCUGAUACUUACUCGUCUUCCACCUAUGCCCUUUCUUCAACCACUGACAGCACUGCCACACAGCCUCCUUUGCCAGAGAAAAGACGCCAGGGUACCCUGCCUGGCUCACCCAAUGGACGGUCAGGCACCCUAAGAGCAUCCACGAGUCAUUCCCCCUCUGGCCAACACCAUGUUACCUUCUCACCAUUGGUAGGAGCGGUGACAGUACCGAGCGGGCAGAACGAUGGGCUGGCAGAGGGUGAAACAGGCAGCAGGGUCAGUGUGAAGUUUGUGCAGGACAGCUCCCGUUUCUGGUACAAGCCUGGAAUCUCCCGAGAACAAGCCAUUGCAGCUCUGAAGGAAAAGGAGCCAGGUGCAUUCCUCAUCAGGGACAGUAACUCCUUCCAGGGGGCUUAUGGUUUGGCCCUCAAAGUGGCUUCACCACCUGCCAACAUCAGCAACCAUUCCAGCAAAGGUGAUCCUAUGGAACAGCUGGUGAGACAUUUCCUAAUUGAGACUGGACCAAGAGGGGUGAAAAUCAAAGGGUGUCAAAAUGAGCCCCACUUUGGAAGUUUAUCAGCGCUGGUCUAUCAGCAUUCCAUCACACCCAUCUCUCUGCCCUGUGCUCUCCGCAUCCCUGACAACGAUCCCAUAACAGAAAGCCAGGAAGUCCAGCCGGUCAGCAACAUGAGCACAGCAGCAGACUUACUAAAACAGGGUGCAGCGUGUAAUGUCCUGUAUCUGAACUCGGUGGAGACUGAGUCUCUCACCGGACCGCAGGCAGUAGCUAAAGCGACAGGCGUGAUGAUGACACUAAGCCCUCGGCCCUCGGCCACUGUAGUGCACUUCAAAGUGUCGACACAGGGCAUCACUCUGACUGACAGUCAGCGCCGGGUUUUCUUCAGGAGGCACUACCCCAUCAACAGUGUGACUUUCAGCAGCGUUGAUCCACAGGACAGGAGGUGGACUAACUCAGACAGCACGACAUCUAAAGUGUUUGGGUUCGUAGCUAAGAAACCAGGCAGCGUGGCCGAGAACGUGUGUCACCUGUUUGCCGAACUCGACCCGGAGCAGCCUGCCACAGCUAUCGUUAACUUCAUCAACAAAGUCAUGUUGGGGCCACAGCAGCGCUAGAGGAAGAGGGGGAGAGAAAAGGACGACAUCGAGCCCUCACCGAAAAAAAAAGACAUGCUUAAGUUACCAAAGCACUGAGAACUAGCCUGUAGUGUAAAGUGCUACAAGACCAAAUCAAAGUGAUUUCACCAAACAGUGAUGCUGAGGUCGUAUCUACAUACUGAAGGUUUCAUAACAUUCGUGGUAGGAAUUAUUAUUGAGCGCUGUGGAUUUCUUUUAUACAGCAUGAAAAGUAUCUCAGAAUAAAUACCAAAUAUCUCCACAGCUGACAAUCAACAGUCUUUCUAAUAUACAUUUUAUUAUUCAAUCAGCUUUAAGUAGUUGCUGCUAUAGGUGUCUAAUCAGGCACGACGGUAUAAGAGAGUACAGAGGAACGUCUGCGAGAGUCCGAGAGUUACCGGGAAAGGUGGCGUGAGGAAGGGGAAGUGGGUGUGUGAGGAGCAGGCGGUGGUACCGGGGAGGAAAUGAGGAGCAAUAGUGUAAAUAGGUUCAUCUAAAGUCAAAAGGUUGUGUGAUAUUUUUUCAGACAGAUUGACUUUUCAUGUAGAAAUGAAGUUAAACAGACAGAAGAAUUUAUCCUAAGCUUCCACUGCAGCGCUCAGCCAUGGGUCAUUUUAUUGCAGCAUAAUCAACCUGCCGAAAAAUAACCAGCCUAAGAUUUAUUUCCAAAUUUAUAUAUUAUUGUAUUUCAUUUUCGUGUCAUAACCAUGUCCCUGUAAAAAAAAAAAAGAAAAAAAGAAAAAAAAGGAGGUCUGAAGUUUUUACUUUGAACUAAAAAGCUUUGCUCAGCACUCGUAUUUAUAAGCUUCGUUCGGUCGCGUUAAAAUGUCCUGUGUUUCGUUUGCAUGUAUCAGAGUCAUUACGGCUUUCUAGGAGACCGACAUGUCCGACAGCUUUAAUAUAUUGUACUCUGUGUCUUCUUGUUGAUCUUUGUAUUUAGUAAUAUAUUCACUCAGAUGCAGCUCAGAAAGUGAUUAAAAUACUUAAUGGAAGGACACUUUUUAUAUUAAAUGGAAUUUUUAAACUGCUAUUUUUUCAAUAUAAGCAUAAAUGAAUAUAAUAAAUGUAAAGCUGUGGUACCAAGUA
Messenger RNA from Hemibagrus wyckioides, 6944 nucleotides. It is a transcript of the gene tns2a, whose product is annotated as tensin 2a. Gene Ontology annotation, molecular function: protein binding; protein tyrosine phosphatase activity. The coding region runs from base 189 to 5858 and encodes 1889 amino acids. The record is from RefSeq and is a predicted model, not a curated record. Lineage: Eukaryota; Metazoa; Chordata; Actinopteri; Siluriformes; Bagridae. The transcript has 28 exons. Gene Ontology annotation, biological process: peptidyl-tyrosine dephosphorylation.